AUGGCCGCCAAGAUGCCCCCGAUCCGCCACCUCGCGUCCGCGAGCUUCCGCCAGUGGAUUGACGGCCUCGACGCCUUCCUCUUCGACUGCGACGGCGUCCUCUGGCGCGGCAGCGCGGCCAUUGAAGGCGCCAAGGAAGCCAUCCAGCUGCUCCGGUCGCUCGGCAAGAAGGUCGUCUUUGUGACCAACAACUCGACCAAGUGCCGCGAUACCUAUGUUGACAAGCUAGCGGGUCAGGGCAUUUCGGCCACCGUCAGCGACAUUGUAACGUCGGCGUCGGCGUGUGCGGCAUACUUGCGCCAGCACGACGUGCAAGGCAAAGUCUACGUCGUCGGCGAGGCGGGCUUGGCGGCUGAAGUCUCGGCCCAAGGCUUCGAGAACUUUGGUUUGGAGCACAAUGGCAAGACGGAGGUUCCGACGCCGUUCGUCGUGGACCCUGCUGUCGGUGCUGUCGUCAUUGGUCUCGACCGUGCCAUCUCGUACUACAAGCUGUCGUACGCUGCCGUCUCGAUCCUCACCAACCCUGGUUGCAAGUUCUUUGCGACCAACACGGACCCGACGUUCCCAGUCGACGGCGCCGUGUUGCCGGGCGGCGGCACUUGCGUCGCGGCCUUGGCCACGGCCGUUGGCCGUGAGCCCGACGCCGUGGUUGGGAAGCCGUCGCAAGCGCUCCUGCAGACGAUCCUGUCGACGCACAACCUCGAUCCCGCGCGCACCUGCAUGGUUGGCGAUCGCCUCAACACGGACAUUGAGUUCGGUCGGCUCGGUGGCCUUCGCACGCUCCUCGUCUUGACGGGUGUCACCGCGCCGAGUGAGAUCGAGUUCAUCGAAAACGAAGCGCAGCGCCCCGACUUUUACGUCGAGUCGAUUGACGUGCUCAACCAGCUGGCCAAGCAGCAGUAA
This is a messenger RNA of Saprolegnia parasitica CBS 223.65, 903 nucleotides long. RefSeq lists its product as hypothetical. The coding region runs from base 1 to 903 and encodes 300 amino acids. The transcript has 10 exons. Gene Ontology annotation, molecular function: phosphatase activity. NCBI's taxonomy places the organism in Eukaryota, Oomycota, Saprolegniomycetes, Saprolegniales, Saprolegniaceae. The record is from RefSeq and is a predicted model, not a curated record.